AUGGCUGGCGCUCUGUUUGGAGGGGCAGCUUUGGGAGCAGUGUUUGGUGAAUUGCUCAAACUUGUUAUAGAUGCUGCCAAACAAGCCAUCAAUUUCAAGUCCACUCUCAAUCGCCUCGAAAGAACAUUAACUGCGAUAGAGCCAGUUUUCACUGAAACAGUGAAGCUAAACAAAUUGUUGGAUGCUCGAAAAGAAGAAACAGAUGGCUUCAUCAAACACCUGGAAGACGGAAAAGCGCUAGUUGAAAAGUGCUCCAAAAUCAAAAGGUGGAAUGUGUAUGAUAAAAGAAAUUACAAUGAGAAGCUCAACGAUCUACACAGUUCAUUGGUUUCGUUCUUUCAGAUUGAUGUGCAAGCACAGUUAGCCAGGGAUACUAGGAAGAUUUUGUUAGGUGUGAACAAUGUGGAUGAGAAAGUGGAAAAGAUACUCUCGAUUUUGGAAAAUGGCGGUGGAGUUCGUCAUUCAAAUGGGUUUUUUGGUUGUUGUGGGGUUCCAGGAGUUCCGGGUUUUAUAGUUGGAUUGGAUCUGCCACUUGAAGAAUUGAAAGUGAUGCUGCUUAAGGAUGGAGGGUCAGUGGUUGUGCUUUCAGCUCCUGGAGGGUGUGGGAAGACUACACUGGCGAAAAUGCUCUGUCGCGAUGAGGAAAUAAAAGCCAUAUAUGAGGCCAAUAUCUUCUUUGUCAAUGUUUCGAACACACCCAACAUAAGGGUCAUUGUUCAGAAUCUAUUUCAACAUACGGGUUAUCAUCCGGUGCCUGAGUUUCAAAGUGAUGACGAUGCAAUCAACAAACUAGAGAUCUGGCUGAAACAAAUAGGACAGCAUCCACUAUUGCUUGUCCUGGAUGAUGUAUGGUCUGGAUCAGAAUCCCUUGUCCACAAUUUCAAGUUUCAAAUACCAGGAUACAAAAUCUUGGUUACUUCAAGAUCUGAUUUACCAGGUUUUGAUUCAACAUAUAAAUUGAAAUUGCUGAAUCAUCAGAAUGCUGUUACUCUUUUUCGUCACAUAGCAUUUCCGCAAAAUGGGAGCACCUAUGUUUCGGAUGAUCUUGUGGACAAGGUGGUGAGAGGCUGUGGAGGAUUUCCACUGGCCCUUGAAGUGGUUGCCAGAUCACUCUGUAACAAGCCUGAGGUGAAAUGGAAAAGUACGUUGAGGAAAUGGUCGGGCGGUCAGUCUAUUUUUGGUUCAAAUAGUGAUCUGCUUAAACGUCUCCAAACCAGCUUAGAUGCCUUGGAAGAGAUGCCUAUAGUCAAAGAGUGUUUCCUGGACUUAGGUUCAUUUCCUGAAGACCAGAGGAUCCCUGCUUCUACUCUCAUGGAUAUGUGGGUGGAAAUGUAUGACUUUUAUGAAGACGGUUCGGAUACCUUUGAAUACCUCGAUGAACUCUCCACAAGAAAUCUGGCGAAUCUUAUACUCACGAGAAAAGUUGCAAAUGAAGUUGAUGACUACUGUACUGAGCAAUUUGUCACGCAGCAUGAUCUACUGAGAGAGCUGGCUAUUUAUGAGAGUAGUCAAGAGCUCAUGGAACAGAGACCAAGAUUAAUUGUGGACAUAAGUGCAAACAACCUUCCAAGGUGGUGGAGGGGAAAAAUGCAGCAACCCAUAAAUGCCCGUCUUUUGUCUAUUUCUACAGAUGAGACAUUCUCUUCAAGCUGUUGCGACCUUGAACUACCUGAAGUUGAAGUACUAAUACUGAACUUUCGGACAAGGAACUUCACUUUACCCCAGUUCAUAAAGGGAAUGGACGCACUAAAGGUUCUGAUUAUUACCAACUAUGGUUUUGGUUCAGCUGAACUAAAUAACUUGCUAUUGCUUGGUUAUUUAUCCAAUCUAAAGAGAAUCAGAUUUGAACAUGUUUCGAUUUCUUCCCUUGGCACAUCCAUAUUAGAGCUGCAGAAUUUGACGAAAAUAUCAUUGAUUAUGUGUGAGAUUGGGAAAGCUUUUCAGAAUUGUACCCUUGAGCUCCCCAGUAUAUGGCCAAAUCUUGUGCAGAUUGAUAUUGAUUGUUGUGAAGAUUUAGUGGAAUUCCCUGCCGGACUGUGUAAUAUCAUCAAUCUUAAGAAGCUCAAAAUCACUUCAUGUCAUGAGCUGUGUGUACUUCCCCAAGAAUUUGGAAAGCUAACAAAUUUGGAAGUAUUGAGGCUUCAUUAUUGCAAGAAAUUGCCAGAGCUACCACAGUCUAUUGGAAACCUCCAGAAACUAGAACUUCUUGAUAUAUCUGAUUGUUCAGGAUUGAAUAAAAUGCCCACGCAGAUGGACGAGUUGUGUGGUCUGAGAACGCUUCACAUGAGAGGGUGUCGGGGACUAGGUGAGCUGCCACCAUCAGUAAAGAAACUUGGGCAGUUAAAAGAUGUGAUAUGUGAUGAAGACACUGCCUGCCUUUGGGAACCUUAUAAGAGUUACCUGACCAAUUUGAAGCUAACUGUUCUAAAAGAAUAUCCCAAUCUCAGGUGGCUUUGAGAAAUUUGUUGGGGGUUCACAGGUAUGUUAAUUGAUGCUCUAUUUUUAACCUUCUUUUCAUGGAAUUCAAUUCAAGACAUGUACAUCUACUGUCUUUAUUAGACAAUGAGUUUGCAUGACAUUCUUCGACAGACAUGAUACACAUGGUGCUAUUUUGAUUAUUGUCCUUGUAUUUUCCCUUUUUUCAUGCUUAAAGAUG
Molecule: messenger RNA, 2656 nt
Organism: Ilex paraguariensis (yerba mate)
Lineage: Eukaryota; Viridiplantae; Streptophyta; Magnoliopsida; Aquifoliales; Aquifoliaceae
Source: the annotation of a GenBank genome assembly